AAUGUCUUCAUGUUGUUUGACCCAGCUGCAGAUCCAGUACCUAUUCCUAUCCUCACGAAGGAACCUGAGUGUUGCUACUAUGGCGAAAGUCCGCGCAGCACUCCUGAGAUAAAUAACUAAAUAUCAAAAUUCUAGCACGAGAACUCGAAGUACUAGAAUCUAGAACAAUCAAUUGCCUCUACCAAAAACAAGAAGAGGAUACUUAAGAAAAUGGCCAUCGAUCACGACCUGCAAUCACCUGGUCAACAUGCGGCAUGCACCCAAGGACAUCCCUCUGCAACGUCAACAUGUACUACCACGGGUACAACUGGUUGUCAGCUCCCUACUUCGUCAUCCUCUUCUCUCAUCUCUUUCUCUUGCACCACCGCUACCGCCUCAAGUACGACGACCACCAUUCAUCGUCUUACGCCUUUAACAUUCGCCUGGGAUCAAACUGAUCAAUGGGUCAAGAUUUACAUCGAUCUUGCUCAAAUUCUACAUGAACCUGCACAUAAUUCUGAUGAAGAUGGAGAUGCUGUGGGCAAGGACAGAAGUAGCAUUAUUAAACCUGAGGCGCCUGAAGAAUUUCAAUUCUCUUGUCCCGAUGAGUGGACUGCUUACUUAGUCAUCAAUAGAAAAUACGCCUGUCGCUUGUCAGAUCUGUGUCAUAGAAUCAUACCUGAAGAAAGCAAGAUGAAGAAAGGUACAAAGCGAGUGACACUGUCAUUACGUAAGAAAGAAAAAGAAAAUCAUUGGUUCAAUUUGCAUCAAAAGAGAACGAAAUGAAAAUGAAACUUCUAUCUACUAACGUCAUGAGGUGGCUGUUCAAUAUUUGUCGAUCGCUUCAUGGAAAUGCGUCCGAGAAACAUGUUGCUGUG
Molecule: messenger RNA, 857 nt
Organism: Amoebophrya sp. A25
Lineage: Eukaryota; Dinophyceae; Syndiniales; Amoebophryaceae
Source: the annotation of a GenBank genome assembly